This is a messenger RNA of Anopheles merus, 5558 nucleotides long. RefSeq names its product transmembrane protein 184B (gene Tmep). Gene Ontology annotation, biological process: transport. The coding region runs from base 1171 to 2649 and encodes 492 amino acids. The transcript has 11 exons. The record is from RefSeq and is a predicted model, not a curated record. NCBI's taxonomy places the organism in Eukaryota, Metazoa, Arthropoda, Insecta, Diptera, Culicidae. Gene Ontology annotation, molecular function: transporter activity.
ACAACAUCACAGCAGGCUGGCAAAAGCGUGGGGAGAUGCUGUGUCGCCAUUGCCCGUAUAUACAAAGGAAAUUCCGUCACAAGCGCUGAUGCACCCCCGAGGCAGCUUACAUUAAAAGCGUUUCGAUCGACCGCGGGGCAAGGACUUUUGUUGCGCAUUGUUAAAAGCAUCAGUUGGAUGAACGUAGUAGAAUCAAGCUCCUGCUGCACAAGAAAUAAGUGUGUAUGAGUGUUUGAGAAGUACAAACUGCUACAGAAUCGCAAAGAAGAAGGAGAAGAAAAGGAUGCGAAACUUUCUACCCUGUGCGGCGGGGGCCCGCACUUACGUCAUCCUGUGUUGGUGACGGUGAAAUUUUUGAGCUUACAAGCACCCCCGAAUAGAGUGGCAAAACUAGCUCUAGCGUGUAUCGCGUUCUGCAACCGGACAGGACGAUUGAGUUGAAUGUGUGACAAGAAAGGCCCGGGAAACCAUAGUGCUCCUCCCACAACGGCAACAUACGGCAGCGAGCUUGGCACGUGCGACCAUAUGUUAGCAUUCCACUCGAGGUCAGAUUAUUUGAACAAAUUGACGGGACAACGCACUCACAAAAGAACACAAACAUCACCCAACUGCAGAAACCCAUAAUCAAACGAAAGGAAUCAGGACAAUCGGCAACCGUCCGUCUGCCUAGUGAUGUGGAAGUGUUCGCACAAGUAGUGGUGCAUAUGCGUUUUUCGAAUGAACCAGAAAAAGUGUUCGUGUGAGUGCAGCAGUGUAUGAGUAAAUGUUAAUUGGUGCUAGGUGUGAGAUCAAUAGUGACGAAAGUGGCGGUGUGUGUGGCAGUGAAAACUGUACGUGAAAUUGUGAAAACUACCUCCCCACGCACUUGCGCUGGUGGUACGCACGCGGGUAGUUGAACGAGCAAAAAUUGGCUACCGGAGAGAGAGAUCAUUGUUGCACUACAGUACAGUUGGCGAGAGUGGCUGGAUAUAGGGCUGGGAGGCGCCGGCACAGCUUCACCCGCCAGCGCAACGUCAACGAACCGUGAAGCACAGAGCACAUCAUCGUGGAGAGAUUCGGUCGUGAUUGGUGCCACACAUAAGAACGAACAACAGGCGUACAAGCACACACAUCUCAGUCGACGGUGGGUUUGCGUGUGCACGCAGCAGCAGUAGCAGCACCAGCGCCACGAUGAGUACGGAACAUCCGGCAGCGAGUGAGCUGCUGGCCAAUGCUACCGCUGCCACGGUCGCCGCCGUCAGCGGCAGCACGGCCAAGGCGAACAUUGCCGUGCGCGUCACGGAGGCAGCCCCGGCGGCGGCGCUGGCGAUCGAUCCGAUCAUCAACCACGUCGGGGACGGCAUCUUCCUGCAGGCCAAGACGGCCCAGAUCUUUGCAGGGAUUUGCGUCUGGAUGGCACUGUUCAUCACUUGCCAGCAGAUCUAUCAGCACCUGCGAUGGUACACGAACCCACAGGAACAGCGAUGGAUCGUCCGAAUACUGUUCAUCGUGCCGAUCUAUGCCACGUACUCCUGGGUCAGCUUACUGUUCUUCAACUCGGAAAGCGUUUACGUAUACUUCUUCACCGUGCGCGAUUGCUACGAAGCGUUCGUAAUCUACAACUUCCUUUCGCUGUGUUACGAGUACCUGGGCGGCGAGGGCAACAUUAUGUCGGAGAUCCGCGGCAAGCCGAUCAAAUCGUCCUGCCUGUACGGUACGUGCUGCCUGGCGGGCAAAACCUACACGAUCGGAUUCCUGCGCUUCUGCAAGCAGGCGACGCUGCAGUUCUGCCUGGUCAAGCCACUGAUGGCGUUCAUCAUCAUCUUCCUGCAGGCGUUCAACCACUACCACGAUGGCGAUUGGAGUGCUGAUGGAGGCUACAUUUACAUCACCGUCAUCUACAACAUCUCGGUCUCGCUGGCACUGUACGGGCUGUAUCUGUUCUACUUCGCCACCCGCGACCUGCUGACGCCCUUCGAUCCCGUGCUGAAGUUCUGCACCGUCAAAUCCGUUAUCUUCCUGUCCUUCUGGCAAGGCGUGGGACUGGCCAUUCUGGAAAAGGCGGAGGUCAUUUCGCCGAUCGUCGAUGCGGGUGGUUCGACCACGUCCGCCGGUACGGUGUCCGCCGGCUAUCAGAACUUUUUCAUCUGCAUCGAAAUGCUGUUCGCGGCCAUCGCGCUGCGGUACGCUUUCCCGUACCAGGUGUACGCCCAAAGCUGCAUGACCGAUGCGCACGGUCGAUCCGUCACGAUGCAAUCAAUUUCAAGCAGUUUAAAGGAAACUAUGAACCCGAAAGAUAUUAUGACCGACGCGAUACACAACUUCCACCCGCAGUAUCAACAGUACACUCAGUACAGCUCAGGCGGUAAAAACCCGCGCGGUAUUCGUGUGUCCUCGUACGAUCCGGACGAUCCGAGCCAUCAGCUGACGGGACACGGUCAGCAGGGACACGGUGUCGGUAGCGGUGCAACGACCGGCUCGUACAAUGGCAAUGGUGCCAGCGGCAACGGUAGCGGUGGACACGGUGGAAGCUACAUUGCCCCACCGACGCUUGGCAGCCAGCGGAAGUUUAUGCCCGGCGCGAGUGUCGUGCCCCAGAAGGUGUCAACCAUCAGUCAGAAUUACAAUGAGAAAACGAUGCUACUGUCCAGCGAUGACGAGUAUCAGUAAGCCUGACCAUACUAGCACCAAUGCUGAGCAGGGAUAUGAGGGUGUUUCAUGGUGGCAAACCACCAUUGUAGUGCUCUUGUUCGAUUAAUUUCCCUCCUCCUUCCAGGGUGAGGAGCACAGGAGCUCGUUUCGGUGUUCGGUGCGCGCCUCUUGGUAGUGUCGUUUGCCGCCGUACGUGUGUGUGUGUGUGCACGCCAACAUAGAGAGCGAGCGCAUGUUCUUUUUUGUAACAUUAUCGUUAGUGUAACAUACACCUGUAUUCGUUAAUGUCUGCAGCUCUAAAUGGCACAUGUAUCGGUUUUAAUUUUAAAUGUAAUGGCAUUUUUCCUUCACCUCUGUAAAUGAGAUGAGCAAGAAAAAAAAAACGGUACCGGGUUUGGAGGUAAAAACUGAGCAAAUCACUUCACGCUUAGCAAACACCCCACUGCGUGUGCAUUCAAAUCAAAAUUCAAUAAGCAUAGACCUAAUCUGCGUACCUAGCACACACCAUACAUAACUGCUCCAUCACAACCAGUACUGAACAAAACGCAGGCAGCAAUUGUAGUAGUGGGAACAGUAAAACCAAAAAAAAAAAACAAUCUCUUAAGCAGAGGAAAUGGCAAGAUAAUGGGUAAAACAGUACAGCACAGAAGUGGAACAGUUGAAAGGAAACCGAAAUACAGUACAAUAAUCCUGCCAUUUUUGUGACACUACAGAACACACUACUGACACACAACCUGUACUUUAUCCAGUAAAGGGAAGAGUGACGUGUAAAGGGAGUGCUAUUCUCCCCCCUGGUUCUCUAAACGAUUCCGUCAAAGUGGCAUCAAUACUGAAAUCUACUGUUCUAUACUAUAGCGGAGAGGUAAAGCCAAAUUCGUAGCGUAAAUGUCAAUAAUUCUUUAAGUGUGUGUUUUUCAUUUAAACAAAUCAUACGGAAUUAAUGGUUCUCAACGAUAGAGCGAGAGAGAUAGAGAAAGAAUAGUAGGCAAAUGCGCGUGGCAACGAUGGAGGGAAUGAUCCGCAAAGCUUUAAGUGAAGGAAACCAUUCAUUCAUCAGCCCAUCCAUCACCAUCACGACCCAUCCGUGUAUCGUGCAACUUGCAGCAUGCUAAUCAGGCCAAAACUUUGCGAUCUAAUCGAUGUUUAUGUGGUUGUAACUCCCUCUGGCCCUCUGGCGCAGGCAGCAGCGAGGCGCAGGGUGCGUGCUAGCUGUCGGCACUUGCCUCUUAAGAAUAUCCUCGCUCGCAACUGCUACAGCAGCAUGGGCAAAAUUGUUGUUAACAUAUACAAAGGAAAUAUGGACAGUGUAGUGGAAAAUAGAAAAAAAAGCAGGAUGCUUUUCGAGUUCAUGAGCGAAUAAGCAAAAGAGAAUUAAAUGCAACGGAAAGGAGCGGAUAAAUACUUUUAAAAGAACCACAACAACCAUAAAACAAAAACUAACUGAAUGGGGAAAAAAGUACUGGUGUAGAGAAAAAAGCGGGGUGGUCUAGUUAGUGUGCUUUAUAAUAUAUACAUUAUGUAUAGUAUGCCAAAACAAGAAGGAAAUAAUGGAAGAAGGGAGUUAUGAAAAGUAGAACAAAAGAGAUGAUAAAAAAAUACACAAAACACACAAGCUGUUUCGCCGUCAAUAUGCAAAAUCUGCAAACGGUUAAACAUAGAACAGCAAAGAUAAGGAGCGAUAGUUAGAAGUGGUUAGAUGGGCUUGAACUAUUCGAUCCGUUCAAAAAUUGGAUUCGUUCAAAAAUUCUAGUUCAACUUCCCAAUCGGUGAUGCAAGGCAAAGAAGAAAAGUUAAAAAGCAUUUAAUUCUGUGCAUGUAAGCAGUGUGUAGCACACCGUGAUGAUAACAUAGGAAGUGGUGGGACAGUUGUAAUGGGGAGCAAAACGUAUGUAACGGGAACGCGGGGAGUGGUGAAGUGGGUACCAACCGGGCCCGUAAGGAACGAACCUGUGUGCGUGUGUGUGUGUGUAGGUACGUAUGGAUCGUAUGGAAAGCGAUUCACACUCUAUAUAUACAUGUAUUCUUCAUUAAACACAAACAAAAGAGAAAAAGCAAACAAAGCAAAACAAAGCUAUAUCCAUAUACCAGGGGCAUGGGAGAUGAUGGGGAAACUGGAAAAUGCAUUACAAAAAGACACUCAUACACACACGCGCAUUUAUAAAUCAGUGCUGGUGGUGAGGGACAAGCUGCAGUACGCUCCCGAUUUAAAAUAAAACGGCCUGAGAUGUCACAGGUGGUGGCCACAAGCACACACGGCAGCACGACCCAAGGCUUUGGCUAGGUCAGAUAUAAAAACAAAGAGUAAUAAAACAAACAAACUGAAGAUGAACAUUUAUUGAAAGUGAAACCCGGUGACGAAACUUGCAUUCCACUGCGAUCCUAUCCGAAACGUCCGAAACCACACACACACAUACCGUUAUCGGAGGAAGUGGACUUAACUGGUUAGUUGGUUGCGUGUACUUGAUCAUACGGUGAUAACCUAGCUUCCUUGCUCUUAAAAGAGAGACCAGUCUAAUGAAUCAGAAAAUCAGGUGGAAAUGUUACUAAAACAUACACAAACACCGGGUAACACAGCACCUGAAGCAAUUCCACCGUAGGCUUCCUUGGGCGAUAACCUACCGAAGGGUGGGUAAGGAACACACGCACACCUUUCGAGGCUGUAGGACUCAAUCAACAGAGCCGAUAGAGGUAAGGUUUGUUUAACGACAUUGUUCUACACUUACAUCGAAGUCAGGCACGUGUGUGUAUUGGUUUGCACAACCCCCGUUGGGAGAUAAAAACACCCGUAUAUAAACAUGUUUCCAUCAUUCUCACUUCGACUAACGAUCGUUAUCGACCGAUACUGCCCUGAGUGAGUGUCUGUGCUCUGUGUGCUCUUGCCCGUCCGCUGUUCAUACGAAGUGCUUCUCCAGGGCCGAAACAAUCCA